AACGAACAACACAUGGGACAAUAUGGCGAUGUUCUCGCGCAUGCUAUUCUUGUGCCGUUUGACAGGCCAAUCUUUAGGGUCUGUACUCGGUCACAGCCGUGGAAAAAAACUCACAGCCCAAAGAUGGUAUAUUACUGCCAGUGCAGGGAACAAGCUACAGUUUAAACUUGAUGAGCAGACAGCCCAUAGCAGUCUUGACCUUUUUAAGAAGGACAAGGGUGUGAUCUAUCGAAUGCUAGGUCUGGACCCCUCUGUCAUGCAGGAUACCCCACUCCGAUUCCGGGACUGGGCUGUGGUUCUUGCUGACACCCAGAUUGACUCUGGACGGCACUAUUGGGAGGUCACUGUUCAGAAGUCCCAUGAGUUCCGAGUGGGAGUGGCUGAAGUGUCGACAUCACGCGAUGAAUGUGUGGGCACAAAUUCCACUUCCUGGGUGUUUGCUUAUGUCCAGAGGAAGUGGUUUGCUAUGACCACCGGUAAACAGGUCCCAGUGCCACUGGUGGGGAAACCCGAUCUGGUCGGGCUCUUGCUGGACUAUGAAGCUGGAUGGCUCAGUCUUGUGGACACCCAGAAAGCUGAAGUGGUGCACACUAUAAAAACAAAGUUCCACUCACCCAUCUCUCCUGCAUUUGCACUCUGGGAUGGAGAGCUGCUUACACACUCUGGACUGGAGAUACCACCAGGGCUUCAGUGACACACACUUGCUUAUUCACACAUGGAUGCUACAUGCCUCUUAAUGGAUAAAGGUGGAACAGAGGCUUUAUGGAAAGAAGAAAGCAAUUGUGAUGGGAACAGGACUUUCAAAUUUCUGUCCUAAACUAACUGAACUAAGCUGAGAAAUGUGCCCAGAUCUGUCUGUAUGUUUGAGGAGAAUAUCCUCACACCUUACUGAUUGUGAUAAUGCAGAUGAACUAAUUAAUCUGUAUAUACACAUAUACUCUAAGAAUACUUGAUACUCUUAAGUCCAUUUUCAUUUUAUGUUUCGCAUCGGUGCUCGAUUAGUGUGUUGAAUUCAGCUAUAUGAGAGAAGUUUUUCUAUAAAAAUAUGCUCUUCACCAGUAAUAAUUCUUUAUUUACAGUUCAUACACUCCAUCAUCCUUUGUCUUUGUCUGUUUCUUUCUGUACACUUUACAUACUGUAUACUUGUUUCACAUUCAUCUAGAACAAAAACACACUGUAACCUAACCUACAUUUUAUUUCCCUGUCCAAUCCAAGUUCAAUUUUAUAUCCAGCAAUAAAGUUUGCAGACAUUCAAGGCUCAAAUACCAUUUAUUUCGUGCAAAAUAAGAUCCUUGCUCAGUCUUAAACAGCAGGCUCAGUUAAAGCUUUUGUGCCCUAUAAUAAAUUACAUUUUUAAAUGACUUAAUACUUUACAAAAAUGUCUAUUAACAAGCUUAAGAAAUUCAAACAUCUUAAGAAAAGUACAAAUAUACAAAUAAAUGCUCAAAAUGUUUAGCUCAAGAAUAUAAAUAGCCCAAAUGUAAUGGAAAGCCUCCUCACAACUUGGUUAUAUCAUAAGUAGUCUACGGGAUCUACACUUUAAUGUGUUUCCACACUUGUCUUGAAAGCUAGCUUGUUAAAUGAACACUUAAGUGUGCAAUAUGCAUUUGACUUUUUACUUUGGUAAUGACUAUCUUUGGAGUGUAAGGAUCAGAUAUAACAGAAAAUAAUUCAAGUGCACUUAGAAUAACCAUUUCUAAAUUGGUCCAAGCACAAACCAAACAGUCCUUGAAGGACUGUACUAAAGAAUUCUAAGUACUUGGUAGUUUCAUAUUCCACAGUAGAUUGAAAUGAGCUCAAAGUGAUAUAGAAAAGAGCAAAACUACAGUAAUGAGUCUAAUGACUCUUAUUAGAGAACAGGGAGGUCUAAAUACAGCAGAGCUUUUGUGUGAAUCAUAGCACUAUAUCACUGUGCAGGCACAGUAAUGCCUGUCUUUGUCAAAAAUGUGGGGGCUCACACCCACAUGCUUCCCUGGAGUCACAAGAGACAGAGA
Xyrauchen texanus (razorback sucker) is the source of this 1994-nucleotide messenger RNA. Its product is annotated as SPRY domain-containing protein 4-like. Lineage: Eukaryota; Metazoa; Chordata; Actinopteri; Cypriniformes; Catostomidae. Bases 23 to 694 code for a protein of 223 amino acids. The record is from RefSeq and is a predicted model, not a curated record. The transcript has 2 exons. Gene Ontology annotation, molecular function: protein binding.